AUGUGUCCCUUAUUAAACUGUGUUAGAGUGGGUGUGAAAAAUGGAUUUUUCUUUCUAACUUCACCGGUAUAUGCUACGUCCCGAAAUUUCAGCGUGAGAUGUUUGAACUAUGGUAUGAACGUGGACAAGCGUACUAUUGCGAGUGCCGAACGAAAGCAGCAGACAUUCACAGAUAGAUCUCAACUAAAGUACGCAAGGAGGCUGGUAGUUAAACUUGGCAGCGCGGUGAUCACUAGGGAAGAUGGCAAUGGUCUUGCUUUAGGAAGGUUGGCUUCUAUUAUAGAACAGGUAGCAGAAUGUCAUCACGAAGGACGCGAGUGUAUCAUGGUUACGAGUGGAGCUGUGGCGUUUGGGCGACAGAAAUUGACGCAGGAGUUGCUCAUGUCGAUGUCCAUGAGGGAAACGCUUUCACCUAGUGAUCAUACUAGAGAAGACGCCGGCAGUAUCUUGGACCCACGGGCGGCGGCUGCGGUCGGUCAAUCCGAGCUUAUGUCUAUGUACGACGCGAUGUUUUCACAGUACAAUGUCAAAAUAGCUCAGGUUCUUGUAACUAAGCCAGAUUUCUACAAUGAAGAAACAAGGAAAAAUCUCUUUGCAACGCUUUCUGAACUUAUCUCUCUUAACAUCGUUCCUAUUGUAAACACUAACGACGCAGUUAGCCCGCCAAUGUACAUACACGACGAUACUGUUGUACCUGGAACUGGAAAGAAGGGUAUUGGUAUAAAAGACAAUGAUAGUCUCUCAGCGCUACUUGCGGCUGAGAUUCAAUCGGAUCUUCUUAUCAUGAUGUCGGAUGUUGAUGGUAUUUACAACAAACCGCCAUGGGAAGACGGUGCUCGUAUGAUGCAUACGUACACGUCUAAGGAAAAAGAUCAAGUACAAUUCGGUCAGAAAUCAAAGGUUGGUACUGGAGGUAUGGAUUCUAAAGUUAAUGCAGCAACAUGGGCCAUGGCACGUGGAGUCAGUGUAGUAAUAUGUAAUGGUAUGCAAGAGAAAGCUAUUAAAACCAUAAUAAGUGGUCGUAAAGUUGGUACUUUCUUUACUGACUGCCCCAGUAUAUCAUCCACCUCUGUAGAUGUUAUGGCUGAAAAUGCUCGCAGUGGUAGUAGAGUUUUACAAAAACUAUCGCCGGCUGAUAGAGCCUCAGCUAUUCACACACUGGCUGAUUUAUUAUUAGAUAAAAAAGAUCAAAUAUUAGAAGCAAAUGCUAAGGAUAUAGAAGAAGCAACUAAAACUGGCCUUGAAAAACCUUUGUUAAACAGGCUCUCUCUUAGCCAAGGAAAGCUUAAAACUUUAUCCAUAGGCUUGAAACAAAUAGCAGAUUUGAGUUACGAGAAUGUAGGAAGAGUAUUGCGGAAGACAAGAUUAGCGGAGAAUUUAAUUCUCCAACAAGUAACAGUUCCUAUAGGAGUUUUAUUGGUAAUAUUUGAAUCGAGACCAGAUUCCUUACCACAGGUUGCUGCGCUAGCUAUGGCUUCUGCUAAUGGCCUUCUAUUAAAAGGCGGCAAGGAAGCAGCUUAUUCAAAUAAAGCCUUAAUGGAACUUGUCAAAGAUUCUUUAAGUACAGUGGGAGCUCAGGAUGCGAUCUCAUUAGUUUCAACGAGGGAAGAAAUAAGUGACUUACUGGCGAUGGAAAAGCAUAUUGAUUUGAUUAUUCCUAGAGGUUCAUCUGAUUUAGUCCGAAGUAUUCAAAAACAAUCUCAACAUAUUCCUGUUUUGGGUCACGCUGAAGGCAUUUGCCACGUUUAUUUGGACAAAGAUGCUGACCAUGAUAAAGCACUUAAAAUUGUUCGAGAUGCGAAAUGUGACUACCCUGCAGCGUGCAAUGCUAUGGAAACAUUAUUGUUACAUGAAGAUCAUAUUUCAGGUUCCUUAUUUACAGAGAUUUGUAACAUGUUAAAACAAGAAGGUGUUAAGAUACACGCAGGACCAAAACUUGCGACUCGCUUAACUUUUGGUCCACCAGCGGCGAGGUCUAUGAAACAUGAAUACGGUGCGUUAGAAUGCUGUGUUGAAAUCGUAAAGGAUAUGGAAGAAGCUGUGGACCACAUACAUAAAUUCGGUAGUUCACACACAGAUGUUAUUGUUACGGAAAAUGAUAUGACUGCUAAACAAUUCCUAAGUGCAGUGGACAGUGCAUGCGUUUUCCACAAUGUGUCGACAAGAUUCGCAGAUGGUUACAGGUUCGGUCUAGGUGCAGAAGUAGGAAUUUCUACAGCGAGAAUACACGCAAGAGGUCCAGUUGGAGUAGAAGGCCUUUUAACAACUAAAUGGAUUUUAGAAGGAACAGACCACACCGCAGCAGAGUUUAAUGAAGGCAAACGUAACUGGCUCCAUGAAAAGCUACCAAUUAAU
Messenger RNA from Brenthis ino (lesser marbled fritillary), 2355 nucleotides. The record is from the annotation of a GenBank genome assembly. NCBI's taxonomy places the organism in Eukaryota, Metazoa, Arthropoda, Insecta, Lepidoptera, Nymphalidae.